CACGUCGUUUUCUCCCAAGGAAGGCAACAGCACAAGGUAUCGAGGAUUGAGGUCACUACUUCACGGUUAUUUCUGGGAAGUUCAGUGUACCUAGCAAGUCAAGCAUUUUAGUUCUUAUCGCUUGUACAUGUUUCGGUCCCCUCCCAAAUAUUUCAACAUGGCGGAAUCGAAACUUUUGUCUCGCCUCUCAGAAGACUUCCUUGAGUGUCAGAUCUGCCUGCAGCCCUACCGCCGGCCCAAGGUACUGUCUUGUCUUCAUUCCUUCUGUCAGCAGUGUCUUGAAGAGUUUCUGAAGAAACAAAAGGUCAAAACCGAGCUAGAUUGCCCCACCUGUCGUAGCAAGACUUUACUUCCGGGUGGUGGGGUCGCGGGACUGAAAGAUAAUUUCUUCGUGGAGAGCCUGAAGGACACGGUUGACGUCCACAAGAAGCUGACUAAUGAAGGAGAGAGUCUGGUCUGUGGUAGCUGUGAGACCAAGUCAGAAGCGGAGUCCUUCUGUACGGAAUGUGGCGACUUUCUGUGUGACGAAUGUGUAGCAAUUCACCGUCGUCUAAAGGUCACUAGAGGUCACCAGGUGAUCGGCGAAGAGCUUCUCAAGGCGGAAUCCGACACCGUUAGGAUCAAGCCUCGUCCCCUACCACCGUGUAGGAUCCACUCACAGGAGAUCCUAAAAUUCUUCUGCGUUGACUGUAGCGAGGCUAUUUGUCAGGUAUGCACCGUUCUGUCCCACAAGGACCACAAGUACGAGUAUUUUGCUGACACAGCUGUGAAGGCAAAAGAAGACAUACUUGCUCUUCUUGCGAAAACAGAGAGAAAGUUGGAAAAUCUUAAGAAAGCCGACCAACAGGCGCAGGCACAGAAGGCUGAGCUGGAGAAAAAUGUCACCGAAACUCUCGAGAAAAUCAAGAGAACAUCAGAAGAAACUAAAGAGAACUUAGUGAAGCUGGUCAAUCAACAAGAGACCGAGUUACUGAGUUAUGUGAACACAGUGAGCCAGACCCGCAGUAAGGAGUUCUCCACCGCUAUGGAAGAGAUAGAAACGGCGACUGUGGCGUUAGAGAGCGCGGCAGAGUUCGGACGGAACAUCGUGGAACAUGGGUCGGAGUUUGACAUCAUGGCGGUUAGUGGAGAAGUGAGCAGUAGACUGAACAAACUGUUGCUGGCAGAGACUGCUGAGGACUACGUAUUAGCUAAGAAAGCCUACAUCGCAUUUGAGGCGGACAAGACUAUAAAUAUGAAGAAGCCUAGACUGGGACUACUCAAGACAAGGCAAGGUUGUAACAAGACAAUACACUGUGAGCACUAG
Molecule: messenger RNA, 1306 nt
Organism: Branchiostoma floridae (Florida lancelet)
Lineage: Eukaryota; Metazoa; Chordata; Leptocardii; Amphioxiformes; Branchiostomatidae
Product: E3 ubiquitin-protein ligase TRIM56-like
Exons: 2
Coding region: 128-1306 (392 amino acids)
Biological process (GO): positive regulation of DNA-templated transcription
Cellular component (GO): nucleoplasm; chromatin
Molecular function (GO): ubiquitin-protein transferase activity; zinc ion binding
Source: RefSeq, a predicted model, not a curated record